Molecule: messenger RNA, 3824 nt
Organism: Gigantopelta aegis
Lineage: Eukaryota; Metazoa; Mollusca; Gastropoda; Neomphalida; Peltospiridae
Product: ras-related protein Rab-35-like
Exons: 3
Coding region: 269-886 (205 amino acids)
Molecular function (GO): GTP binding; GTPase activity
Source: RefSeq, a predicted model, not a curated record
AGAUUGUGUCAGUUCGUUGUGUAUAGGCCUACUACAACAUGUCAGAUAUAUUGUUAGACGUCAUCAAAACACCAGGUCCUGAAAUAAACGUGACCCUCUGCUUUGUAAUUUGUAAUCAAAAUGUGACUGCUUACUAUACCUGCCGCUCGUGUCAGCGACCGCUACUUGUAUAAUAAGGACUAUAUAUAUAUAUAAAGAAUGAUACGUACCACGCGGAAACAUAACCCUCGGCUGUUGUGACUUGGAAUAUAUUCAAAGAGUGGCCAAUAUGGCCACAGGGCUGCCAAACUAUAAAGUGAUUUUGUGUGGAGAAUACGGGGUUGGCAAGAGCUCUAUUUUCCGCAGAUUCAUGAAUAAUACUUUUGUCAAUCAAACGGGAAAGAAGUCAACAAUUGGCCUUGACCAGAGUUCUCGGGUUUAUGUAAUUGGAGGCACAGAGGUCAAGCUGACAUUAUGGGACACUGGUGGGAUGGAGAGAAUGAGCUUCAUUGGUUCCAGCUACUACCGUGGUGCCCACGCUGCCCUACUCUGCUACAACUACAACAACAGAGAGACGUUUACAAUACUGUCCCAGUACAUCCUCGACAUUGUGAUGAAUGCUGAGGGAGCUAAGAUAUUUCUGUGUGGCAACAUGAUCGAGUCGACAGGGGACCACGAUCCGGUGACGGAGGCCGAUCUCGACAGCUUCAUGGGUGAGUGUGCGGACGUGCUGUCGGGCGUGUACAGGGUAUCGUGCCGGGACAACGUUGGCGUGGACGACAUGUUUGAAGACAUGACCAGGGUGUUGCACGAUGAUGCCGUCAGCCGCAUGACGCUGAGAAGAGACUUUGUGAUCCGGCCCGGGGAAACACCUGAGGUAGAGCCUUCAAAGAAGAGGUGUUGUUGAUGUUCAUCGGGCAGUAGACGGAGACAUUUUAGCUUCUUUUAUUUAGGGAUCAGGGGCCUAAUAUGAUAUACUGGCAGAUAACACCCGAGGUAGAGCCUUCAAAGAAGAAGUGUUGUUGAUGUUCAUCGGGCAGUGGAGAGACAUUUUAGCUUCUUUUAUUUAGGGAUCAGGGGCCUAAUAUUAUAUACUGGCAGAUAACACCCGAGGUAGAGCCUUCAAAGAAGAAGUGUUGUUGAUGUUCAUCGGGCAGUGGAGAGACAUUUUAGCUUCUGUUAUUUAGGGAUCAGGGGCCUAAUUCACAAAGCAGGGUUUCUGCCAGAGGGUAAAACGGGUAUGGCGCCAUACCUAAAUUUGUUUGUAGAUUUAAUUUUUAUAAGUUGUCCUUUUGACAAAAUUAUUGACUCUUAUCAUUACUGUAUGAUUUUCUUAACCCUAACCCUAAACCUAACCUAUUUUCUUUCUGGGGGAGGCCCCCAAUACCCCCUAUCGACUGCAGUUGCAUAUAGCGCCAUACCCAAAAAUUAUCUUAAGCUCUCUUAGGCAACAUUGUAACAUCCUUUCAAGUCUUUUUUUACCUGCAUUAAGAGAUUGCAAAGUUGUGAGAGUUUAGUUAAUUAGGUUCCAGGCAUUUAACAAACAAACACUAUGACCGGAUGAAAAAUAAAGCAUUGAUGAGGCGAAUAAGCCGUAUAAUUGGUAUAAAUUUAUUAUAGGUUAUGUGUAUUUGCCCAUCAAUUUUAUAAGUAAAUUAUUCUUUUAUUCAAAACUCCCCUACCCCCACCCAUCUUUCUACAAGAUGUCGGGUUUUUUAAAUACAUCUUUUCAGCCCAAUUCCUUUUUUGGGGUAUGCUUGUAAAAAUGGGCAACAUGUGUGAUCUUUAAAAUGUCUCAGUUGGAAUAUAUACAUUUUGUAGUGUACUGGGAUUAUUGUUAUGUUAAGCUUUAACUAACGACUGGAUUGUGCCAGACAUUUUUAUAAUAGUGGGAUUUUGUAUGUACCUUUUAGAAGUAUUUCAAAUAGACCAUACAUUUUAGUCAGAAAUCUCUACAUGUAUGUUGUUAAAGGACAAAGUAUCUUUUAUGAAGGAGAUUCAGAUUGUAACAAUCCAAUGCUGAAUGCCAAUCAACUUACAGUGCCACAGUUAAAGCGACAUACCCUAGUUUUUAAUAAUGCACGUUUGUCUAAGAAGUAACGGUUAAUGAGACGAGCUCUAGUUAUUUUUGACAGUAUUUCCCUGUUUAAACAUCACAUACUUUAGCUUCUCUCUGUUAUAACCAAAUGUGUGUUGCAGGUUUGUAGAUUAACUAAACUUUGUGUCUAUUUUUACGAGCUGAAACUAGGGUCUGUGCCAUUAAUGGAUGGCUCAGUGAUCUACGAAUAUAAUUGUUAAUUCAUACAGCUAGGUUUCCCAAAACCCCACACUUGUAUGUGUUAAAUAUAAUCUGUAUGCAGACCACUAACAACUAACCGCAAAGGCCAUUUCAGAUGUAUCACUUGGUGAAGGCAGGAAGCACAACUUUUGGUAUACCCACCUAACCAGGUACCCAUAAAAUAAACUUAUUUAAACCAAGGAAGCAUGGAGAAAGCCUUACUACAGAAAACUAAUUGGGCAUAAAAUAAUAAUUUGAGUACCUUCCCCUUGUGAUCAUUUGUGUAACAGCCCUAACUGCGUAACCCACUGUCCUAGACUGUCUACACAGCGUGUUUGAACAUUAAUUGGCUUUAAGUACAAAGAUAAAUAAUAUGGAUAAAAAUCCAGAGUAUAUGCAUACAUGUAGGUAAACAGUGUGGAUAAAUAGGCAAUCUGUCAUUGUGUACUUGCGUAUUCAAUCUGCACUUUAUAUAUCUCGUGAAUGAACAGGCACUUGUUCGGGCUGUCAUGUUACAGGUACGCAGUGUAAUAUCAAGGAUAUUGUAUAGGGGAGGUUGUAUAUUUAUAAUGAUGCAGUUACCAUAAAUACUUGAUUACAAGAGGGUGGGGUGUUUUUGUUGUUUUUUACAUGUGUUUAGAUGUAUUGUUGCCAAGGGUGCUACAUGUAUUUUCAGAAUCUUCCAGGGUUCUAGGAUCUUAAAUGUGCUUGUCCCAGAGGCAAAUGUGUGUGUUAAAGAGACAAGUAAUUUUGAACUGGUCUCUUGUAUAAGGCAGCAAAACAUCCAUGUGAUAUACUUAAAACAUCCAACAUAUCACAGUAUAAUGUAUAACUGAUCAUUUUGUAAGUUUACUGUGGUUUUCAGUUGACUUCUCCAAUCCAGGUCUUCUACAAUUUUUAUAAAAAUCCACUAGCCAUGGGAUCAAUGAGUUCAAAUUCACUAGCCCUUCUUUAAGUAAAUACAAUUUUACUAAUCAUCAGAUACAUCACCUAAAGACGAGAAUGAAGCUUAAAACCCUUUGAUUUAGUGGGGAGGGGGCAGGAUAUUCACAUUUACAAAACUGACUUACAUGCAGCAUUUGACAACUUUGUUUUUCACUAACCAUCGGGCAUGGAGCUAGUAGUUCUUUACUAGCCCAACAUUGACUAUCACUAGCCAUGUGAGUGGGGCUACCAUAAUCUAGAAGUCCUGCAGUCGGACAAGUUCUUAGAACAGUUUACUUGUCCUACACCCAAAACUACUUGACUCGGAAAAACAGACAAACCAUAUAGCGUACAUUUUGGUACAUGUAGAGCCCUGGCAUGGUUCAUCUUGUUAUUCUUCAAAACCAGGAUGAUUUUGAAAAGGCUGGCAGUGAUCAAAUAUAUGUGGUAAUUUCUUUAGUAAUAAUUUUCAACCAGCCUGUACAUACCGUAAUACAUGUGUGCCAUACAAAGCAUCAUAUUGAUGUUGGCUAAUUUUAAAGGGACAUUCCUGAGUUUGCUGCAAUGUUUAAGAUGUUGUCAACUAACAGAGACUUUUUGAUGACUGUAAUUACAUAUCAAAUAUAUUUUUCUGCAUAAAAUA